CACUGUGGCACCAUCAGAAGAAGACCCUGAGGUCAUCUACAAGCUGAAGAGAUGACUGUGGUUUCCGGAGAGAACGUGGAUGAGACGCUGGUGUCCCUGAGUGCCCUGGGUCAGGAAGGGUAUGACCCAGAAAGAGUGACCCAGGACUGCUGUGAAAGGGUGGUCAUCAACAUCUCAGGACUUAGAUUCGAAACCCAGCUGAGGACCUUGUCUCAGUUCCCCCAAACCUUGCUGGGGGACCCCAGGAAAAGGAUGCGCUUCUUUGACCCCUUGAGGAAUGAGUACUUCUUUGAUCGCAAUCGCCCUUGUUUUGACGCUAUCCUCUAUUACUACCAGUCAGGAGGUAGGCUCAGGAGACCUGUUAAUGUCCCUGUGGAUAUUUUCCUGGAGGAAAUUAAGUUUUAUGAGCUAGGAGAAGACGUGAUAGAGAUAUUUCGAGAUGAUGAAGGUUUCAUCAAGGAAGAAGAGAGACCCUUGCCUGACAAUGACUUCCAGAGACAGGUUUGGUUACUCUUUGAAUACCCUGAGAGCUCUGGACCUGCCAGGGGCAUUGCCAUUGUCUCUGUUCUCAUUAUCCUCAUCUCCAUCGUCAUUUUCUGCAUGGAGACCCUGCCUGAGUUCAGAGAAGAGGUCAGGUUGUCUGGAGAGCACAUUAUGAUCAAUGGAACCAAGACCUUCAAGGAAAGUCCAUUCACCGACCCUUUCUUUCUCACCGAGACCCUGUGCAUCAUCUGGUUCUCCUUUGAGCUCCUGGUGAGGUUCUUAGCCUGCCCUAGCAAGCCAGCUUUUUUCAAGAACAUGAUGAAUGUCAUAGACAUUGUAGCCAUCAUCCCUUACUUCAUCACUCUGGGGACAGAGCUGGCUGAGCAACAAGGAAACAAUGGGCAACAGGCCAUGUCCUUGGCUAUCUUGAGGGUCAUUAGGUUGGUUCGAGUGUUUAGGAUCUUCAAGCUGUCCAGGCACUCCAAAGGACUACAGAUCUUGGGGAAAACUCUACAGGCCAGUAUGAGGGAGCUGGGACUUCUCAUAUUUUUCCUUUUCAUCGGUGUCAUCUUGUUUUCCAGUGCUGUCUAUUUUGCAGAAACUGAUGACCCCGAGUCAUUGUUCACCAGCAUCCCUGAUGCAUUCUGGUGGGCUGUGGUGUCCAUGACCACUGUUGGCUAUGGGGACAUGUACCCCCUCACCAUAGGUGGCAAAAUAGUUGGUUCCCUGUGUGCCAUAGCAGGUGUGUUGACCAUUGCUCUCCCAGUCCCAGUUAUCGUUUCUAAUUUUAACUAUUUCUACCACAGGGAGACAGAUCACGAAGAGCAAUCACAGUACACCCAUGUCACCUGUGGCCAGCAACCUGCCUCUUUUGGGGAGCUAAAAAAGAGUGAUAGCAAACAAUCGUUUAAUAAAUCAAAUUACAUGGACUCAGAAGACCCUGACGAAGCAAAAUACCACCACCAGUACACAGAAAACCAACAUUAUCCAGAGCAAAAAAAGUUAACUGAAGUAUGA
This is a messenger RNA of Pelobates cultripes (western spadefoot toad), 1500 nucleotides long. The record is from the annotation of a GenBank genome assembly. Lineage: Eukaryota; Metazoa; Chordata; Amphibia; Anura; Pelobatidae.